CGGGGCUCCGCAUUGCACAGUCUGGGGGCGCCGCAGUGUUCGUGGGAUGGGGCAGCGGGCUGCCGUUGGCGGCCGGAAUCCGCGCGCAGCCCGGAAUGUAGCAAGUAAUCCAUUGGAAUAAGACUGGCAGUUGAGUAACUCAUGCAAAGGUGCGACUUCCCUCCCGUGGUCCCAAGUUCUGGCCCCCGGGCCCCCUGCAUGAGUGACGCUUCAGUCUGCCAUGGACCCUGGCCCUGCCCUGGCCUGGCUCCUGUUCCUGAGCCUGCUGGCUGAUUGUCUGAAAGCUGCUCAAUCGCGAGACUUCACAGUGAAAGACAUUGUCUACCUCCAUCCUUCAACCACACCAUAUCCUGGUGGAUUUAAGUGUUUCACCUGUGAAAAGGCAGCAGACAAUUAUGAGUGCAACCGAUGGGCUCCAGACAUCUACUGUCCUCGAGAGACCAGAUACUGCUACACUCAGCAUACAAUGGAAGUCACGGGAAACAGCAUCUCUGUCACCAAACGCUGCGUUCCACUGGAGGAGUGCUUGUCGACUGGCUGCAGAGAUUCUGAGCAUGAAGGCCACAAGGUCUGCACUUCCUGUUGUGAAGGAAAUAUCUGUAACUUGCCACUCCCCCGAAAUGAAACUGAUGCCACAUUUGCCACAACGUCUCCCAUAAAUCAGACAAAUGGGCACCCACACUGCAUGUCACUGAUGGUGUCCUGCUUGUGGGUGUGGUUGGGACUCACAUUAUAGCGGCUGCGAGGCGCCAUGUAUAGUAGCAAUCCAUGGGGAUCGCCAUGGUCCAUGGUCAUGCAUGAGUCGUUGGCUUGACAAUAGUUACACGUGCGAAACCAUGACACUCACAGAUGUCUUCACAGCCAGGCAUUUCCACCUAUCAUGAGGAACAAGCAUUGCUUCAGGGUAGUCAUUUCAAGUCCAAGACCUCAUCAAAGCCAGCCUGCCCCCAAAACAGACCCUGAGUUUUAUACCACAGACCUUUCUUUUCACUCCAGGAAAUAGUUCUGCAUUUUUAUUGAGAUCUGAGGCUCUUAAUUUGGAAUACAUACAUGAGCCAUAGGAGGUUCUGGGACCCUCUGAGAUGUUAGACAGUAUGUUUAUAUGGACAUGCAUAGAUGUGUAUUCUUUAAGAGAAAGGUAAAGGACCACUGGUUUAAAUAUAAUCAUGAAUUUAUUUAUAGCUUUAGAAUUUUAAAACUUUGAUUCCAAAAUGAAUGGACUGUUUCCUUGGAGAUUCUGACUGAGUCCCUGGAAAAGUAGUAAGCAGUUGUCCAAUUUAAUUUUUCCCACAUUCUUCUCCCAGUGGUGGGAAUCAUAUUCCCUCUGCUCUGUGCAGAAAAUAAAAGGCAAUCGUAAGUUUGUUGCAUAGGGGGAGGGGUAGCUGGAGAGGAUCUUUCCCAACUUAAUGGAACUGGCAUCCAUAAAGUAGCUGCAUAUCCUUUCAUUAUAAUUGGUGAGAUUGGCCUUGAUUUGGCACCUCAUUGUGCUCCAUGAGAUCCUGAAUUCUACCUGGGCCAAAGGGUAUCCAAAAAGUCCCAAAGCAGGAUAGAGUUUUCUCCACUCAUGGGGUUCUAUUCAGGCAUAGCUAAACUAGACAGAGAGAGGAUUUCAGAAUGCAAGGAAAGAGAUGUGUGGUGGUUGACCCAAGUUCACUGUGAGGGCCCGGUCAGUGGCUUAGCCAGAUCUCCCAUCUGCACUUCAUACUGCCAGAGAGCCCUCCCAGGUUCUUCCUCUUUCAAAUCCCCAGGGACUUUAAGGAUCGCAUUAUCUCAAGAUUGAUAGGGAAAGAAGACAUAAUAUCCCAGGAGGAGAAGUAGGUGGGCCAGUUGGGUGAUGGUGAGACUAGUAAGGAGAUCCAGUGGGAAUUUUUCUUUCUUUUGGGUGAUUGCUUUUGAAGUAGAUGGUAAAAUUUUUGCCAUCCUUCCUAUAUUUUUGGCCUGAGUUACAACUUGUUCUUCUUCCUUGUAAAUCAUUUAUACAAUAUUUAUUUUUAUAUGGCAUAACUAGAAACUUAAAUAUAUUAUAAAAUAUUCUUUAUUCUGAACAAAAUGACCAAAUUAGAAUACUUAUUUUUCAACAGUGGUAGAACUUGUAAUAUAUGUUUGUUCAAAGUUAUCUAUAAUACUUGCACCAGUGUUGAAAAAAAUUUAACUUAUGUUUGAGUAAGAGGAGUGUGUUGGCCUCAAGGGUUUUUGCUCACUGUUUCCUCAGUGGUAUUGUCCCAGAAGUGUUCAGGUGGUGACCAUCAAUGGUAUGAGUUACUCUGCAGGGUUAUGGGACAUAUUUGCAUGAAAUUUGGUGGAGCCAUUGCGGAUAAAGAGGAGAGUAUUGUCAGGGUCCAUCUUCCUUGCACAGGAAAAUGUCUGUGGCUCAUAAAAUGAGACCUCAGGGAUUACCAAAUAUGAACUGACAGUGGUAACUCUGAUAUGAAAUAAUCUAAAUGGCAUCAAAUGGCCUUAAAUCAGAGUUUGGUAGGCUUAUCAAUAUGUUACUUAUAAUUGGGGUGAGGGAAGUAAAGGGAGAGAAAAGAUAUUUACUAAACACCUCUUAUGUGGCAGGCACUAUGCUAAGCACUUUAUAUAUAUAUAUAUAUAUAUAUAUAUAUAUAUAUAUAUAUACACACAUACAUAUACACACACACACACACACAUUAAGUCAUAUAAAACUUGCAAGCACCCUCUAGGGAAUAUUACUAGUAUUUUCACUUUACAGAUGAAGGUACUAAGGCUCUAAGAAGCUCAAUAACAGAAAGCCUUUUCCUUCCAAUUUAGGAUAUAUAGGGUGAGGUGGGAUUGAAGAGGGAAGGGAAGAUGAAAUUACCACCCCUAGGAGAACUUCCACACCUGGCCACGGGAAUCUGUCCAUCUGAUCAUGUGGAGUUUGUCUAGUCCUGCCUCGACAGGAUGCCAUUUGUGUGUGUCCCCUAGAUGGUGUUUUUUUCUUCAAGGGGUGGAGGGUACAGCUUCCAAGUUCAUUCCUCUUGCUAAAAGAGGUGGCAGGUUAGCUGCUAUAAAUACUCUAAGACAGUGAAAAUUUGAUGUUGUACAUAUCUACAAGUACCAUUUUUGUGCAUGGCCACUCUCCACUGAUACCUGCCAAGUACUGCAUGCAAUUUGAGUAAGAGACAAAGUCCAAAUGUUGGUUCUUAAUGAGAAAGUGACCACUCCAAAGCCUCCCUGUCUGGUGUGAGGGACAGGGUCCACAGGGAUGCGAACUCAUCUGCCCCCCGGGAGAAUCACUGCAAACUCUACACAGAUGUGACCGCACGCACCUCGUGUGCCUAUCAGAAUGGCUGGUGUUUCGUUCUCUUGAAAGAAAGUGGUUUGCUCGCCAUCCCCAGCCUCAAGGAGCCAAGGAGUUCAUGUGGAAGGCUCAGGACUGGUCAUCCGUGUAACUUUUCUACCACAUUAAACUUUCCAUUAAAUCCCACGGUUGGUGAUGGCUUGAAGUGCAAACAGCCAUGAUGUGUACAUUAACCUAUGUGCAACUUAUUUAUUUUCAGACUCCCCAUUGCAUUCAUGUCAAUAUGGGAUUAAUGCCUAAAUUUUGUAAAUAUUGUACAUUUUGUAAAUCAAUGAAUAAAAGUUUUAAGUGUA
Molecule: messenger RNA, 3597 nt
Organism: Leptonychotes weddellii (Weddell seal)
Lineage: Eukaryota; Metazoa; Chordata; Mammalia; Carnivora; Phocidae
Gene: LYPD6
Product: LY6/PLAUR domain containing 6
Biological process (GO): positive regulation of canonical Wnt signaling pathway
Molecular function (GO): acetylcholine receptor inhibitor activity
Source: RefSeq, a predicted model, not a curated record